GUUGGCCCCACUUAACAAUGGACAGAAGUAUGGAAAAAAUGAUUUUGGACAGACUUGUCUUAUCUUAGUUGCUAGAUCCCCACCAGAGGGUGGUAUAGCUCCAUUUAGAAACGUCAGUUAGCUUGAUUGGGUUGUACACAGUUUCUUUAAAUUUGAGUUAAUUUCAUAAUUUUCCAUUCAUGGAUUGACUUUUCAAUCCACUCUCAGUAUUGAGGUUUAAUUUGUUUAGAUCUUCUUGAUUCACUGUAGGCCUUUCCCAAUGUGUUUUUACUAUAGAAAACACUUAAUUAAAGCAGCACUCGGUAGUAUAAACGAUAACAAAGUGUUGUCCCUGUUUCGUUUAAAAUUUGGGGGCUUGAGAAAUGUAACCACUCAAAUUCAUAGACAAAGUUAUGGAUGCAAGGACUGAACAGCCAUGAUAUCAAAAGUAUCGUUUUAAGGAUGUUUUAAGGAAAAAUAGUGUUUCUUUCCAGACAUUGGAGUAAAACAAGUUUAUAUUUUGGGUUCUGAUGAGGUGAGACAGUUGAACUAAACUCGUGAGGCAUUUAUAAAUUAUAUUCUUCAAGAAUAAAUGGGUGCAAAUCAUACAUUUUUAAGUGAAAAAAUAUACAGUGAAUAUAGCAACAGCUGAUUGCCCCUUUCCAAGGACAAAACCAAUUCCAGUUUUCUCAAAGUAUGCUCUGUAAUAUAUGUUUCUAAAAGCUUGGAUUGGAACAAGGAGAGGCAGAGUAAUUCUAGGCGCAGAAUAUAAUUAUGUCAGGGUAAAUAUGGCAUGUAAGAUAUUCAAUAGCUUACUUAUCUACUUUAAUGUAUUCCUUCUUUUUUACACAAAGUACGCACUAGGGUAAAUCUAAUUGCUUGUAGUCAUCCUUGGUAGUGGACUUGAAGACUCUUUAUAAUCCUAUUUUAGGUCCAGUUAACUGAGAUUUGAAGAUGUAGUCUACAUUUGAGAUUUUCAGCGGUGCCACGUAACGUUGAGGUAGAGUGUUGCGACUGCCAAACAGCAUUGGUCCAUCCCGUCCUCACUACCCUGACGUCACUCUUGGGAACUGUCCUUACAGUGGUGGUGCUGAACAAGAUGGCUGUGAGUCGGGGAGCGAAGAGCUGAGGAGGAUGAAAUAUACCCCCUCUCCCUCCCCCCAAAUUGAUCCUGACUCAGUGGGUGAGCGGGAAAGGUCAGAUUUAUUUAUUUUUUUUGUCACAGGGGUGACGCGCAAUAGCUUAGUUGUGAAGCGGAGCUGAUCACGUCCACCUAUUUAUACAGGCUAUAGAGACAGAUAUCUACUCCGGAUUGAAGCCGGUGGACAUCUGGGAGCGAUCAUAGCCAGAGCUAAGAGAUGUCAUUGCUGUGUGUUGGAGUGAAGAAAGCCAAACUCGAUGGGGCCCAAGAGAAAUUUAACACCUACGUGACACUGAAAGUGCAGAACGUCAAGAGCACCACCAUCACUGUGCGUGGUGCCCAGCCAUGCUGGGAGCAGGACUUCAUGUUUGAGAUCAACAGGCUGGAUCUGGGGCUGACAGUGGAGGUGUGGAACAAAGGGUUAAUCUGGGACACCAUGGUGGGCACCUUGUGGAUCCCCUUGGAAAACAUCCGCCAGUCUGAUGAGGAGGGGCCGGGGCAGUGGCUGACCUUAGACUCCCAGGUCAUCAUGGCUGAGAAUGAGAUCACAGGCACCAAAGACCCCACCUUCCACCGCGUGCUGCUGGACAGCCGAUUUGAACUGCCAUUAGACAUUCCAGAGGAUGAGGCUCAAUACUGGGCCAAGAAACUGGAGCAGCUCAACUCCAUGAGGGACCAGGGCUAUACAUACCAGGAAGAGGAGAGACCACUUCAAGCACCAUCAACACAAUGCUGUAACUGGAGUCUGUGGGGAAACCAGCAAAAUGAGGACCCAGACAGUGCAAUGGACGACAGAGACAGUGACUACCGCAGUGAGACCAGUAACAGCAUCCCCCCUCCCUUCUACACCAUGUCUCAGCCCAACACCUCCAUGCACCAGUACCCCAUCCUGAGAGACCAGCGCUACUCCUCGCACACCUCCUACAACGGCUCCAUCCAAGAGCUGGACUAUGACAACCAUAGAGCCAUCAGUCCUACAGGCAGCAGUCACUAUGCCUCCUCCGGGGAGCUGAGUCAAGGCAGCUCCCAGCUCAGUGAGGAGUUUGGCCCAGAGGUCGAGGGGAACAUGAGGGGCUCUGUGGAGCUCUACGAUGAGGACAACGCCUACCACUCCUGUCACUCCUCUGUCAGCUACGGCUGGGAUCCCGACGCGCCCGAGGAGGUGUACAGUGACGAGGGGGGCUACAUAAAAGAUGACGAGGAGGAGGGUGAGCUUUAUGAGCCCGAAGAUGGAGAGGGGGAGUACGACUAUGAGAGAGAGGAGGAGGAGGAGAUGGACAGCACUCUAAGCGAGGAGCUGCACUACACCUCCUCCCCUACAAGCACGGCUUCCACGCUGCCCCCCAAGGCCUCCAUUGCCAGGCCUCCUCUGGAGAAACAGGCCUCCCUGAGAGAGCAGCAGCCACAACCCCCAACCCUGGUUCCCUCUUCCCUGGCCCCCACCUCUCAAGCCCACUCAAUGCUCCCUUUCCAGCCCCCUGUCACCACAGCCUCCACCAAGCCUACCUUCACCCCAAUGAUCCAUCCAUCCCUCAUCAAGCCCCCCCCUGCUCCAGAUACCCAGCCCCCUGCUCCAGAUACCCAGCCCCCUGCUCCAGAUACCCAGCCUCCGGUGUUUGAUGCCCUGGAUGACAUCCACCUAGACAUCCAAGUGGAGGAGCCUCUGACUUUAGAGAUGGAGGUCCCUGUCGUAGAGAGCCUCCCAGCAGAAGUCCCCCCAGAGAAGACCCCGGUCGUCAGCAAUCAGAGGCUCAUCAUGGAUCCUGGUCCAGACAGGGCUAGGGCCAACUGGCAACGGCUCUGCAGCAAGGUCCGACUACAGCUGCAGCAGGCUCGGGGGGAGUCCGUUGGGAUUUGCUCCCUGUUGCUAUCAGCAGGGGUGGGUGGUGCGCUGUAUAGCAUCGACAGCAUGCCGGACCUCCGCAAGAGGAAAGCCAUGCCUCUGGUCAGGGACCUGGUCAGUGCUAUGUCCCUGGCUCAGAACUCCAGGAAGGCAGGGUUCACAUCAGCUAUGGCGUCCAGCACUCUCAAUAACGAGGAUCUGAAGAGCCAUGUGUACAAGAAGACCCUACAGGCUCUGAUCUACCCCAUCUCCUGCACCACACCCCAUAACUUUGAGGUGUGGACGGCCACGACACCCACCUACUGCUAUGAGUGUGAGGGGCUGCUGUGGGGCAUCGCCCGCCAGGGCAUGAGGUGCACCGAGUGCGGGGUCAAAUGUCACGAUAAGUGCCAGGACCUACUCAAUGCUGACUGCCUGCAAAGGGCAGCGGAAAAGAGUUCUCAGCAUGGGGCAGAGGACAGAACCCAGAACAUCAUCAUGGUUCUAAAAGACAGGAUGAAGAUCCGAGAGAGGAACAAGCCGGAGAUCUUUGAGCUGAUCCAGGAGGUGUUUGCCAUGGUCAAAGUCAGUCACGUCACCUACAUGAAGCAGAUCAAACAGAGCGUACUGGAUGGCACCUCCAAGUGGUCGGCCAAGAUCAGCAUCACAGUGCUGUGUGCCCAGGGCCUCCAGGCGAAGGAUAAGACAGGCUCCAGUGACCCCUACGUCACGGUCCAGGUGGGCAAGACCAAGAAGAGGACCAAGACCAUCUAUGGAAACCUCAACCCUGUCUGGGAGGAGAACUUCAACUUUGAGUGCCACAACUCCUCGGACCGAAUCAAGGUGCGGGUGUGGGACGAGGAUGAUGACAUCAAAUCUCGGGUGAAGCAGAAGUUCAAAAAGGAGUCAGAUGACUUCCUGGGUCAGACCAUCAUCGAGGUCCGCAUGCUGAGCGGAGAGAUGGAUGUCUGGUACAACCUGGACAAGCGUACAGACAAGUCAGCCGUGUCUGGUGCCAUCAGGAUGCACAUCAAUGUAGAGAUCAAAGGAGAGGAAACAGUCGCUCCAUAUCAUGUCCAAUACACCUGUCUGCACGAGAACCUCUUCCACUUUGUCACAGAUGUGCAGAGUUCUGGUGUUGUGAAGAUUCCUGAUGCUAAAGGGGAUGAUGCGUGGAAGGUGUACUUUGAUGAGACUCCUCAGGAGAUAGUGGAUGAGUUUGCCAUGCGCUACGGAGUGGAGUCAAUCUAUCAGGCUAUGACUCACUUUGCCUGCCUGUCGUCUAAGUACAUGUGCCCUGGGGUGCCGGCCGUAAUGAGUACCCUGCUGGCCAACAUCAAUGCAUACUACGCCCACAGCACCCAGGCCACCAACAGCGUGUCUGCCUCUGACCGUUUCGCCGCAUCCAACUUCGGGAAAGAACGAUUUGUGAAGCUCCUAGACCAACUCCACAACUCCCUUAGGAUUGAUCUGUCCAUGUACCGGAAUAACUUCCCAGCCAGCAGUCCUGAGAGGCUGCAGGACCUCAAGUCUACUGUGGACCUGCUCACCAGCAUCACCUUCUUCAGGAUGAAGGUACAGGAGCUACAGAGUCCCCCCAGAGCCAGUCAGGUGGUGAAGGACUGUGUCAAGGCCUGUCUCAACUCCACCUACGAAUACAUCUUCAACAACUGUCACGAACUCUACAGCCGCGAGUACCAGACAAACCCGGCCAAGCUAGGAGUGGUCGUUCCAGAAGAGCAGGGUCCCAGCAUCAAGAACCUGGACUUCUGGUCCAAACUCAUCACCCUCAUCGUGUCCAUCAUAGAGGAAGACAAGAACUCCUACACACCCUGCCUAAACCAGUUUCCUCAGGAGCUCAACGUGGGUAAAAUCAGUGCUGAGGUGAUGUGGAACCUGUUUGCUCAGGAUAUGAAGUACGCCAUGGAGGAGCAUAAAAAGAACCGGCUGUGUAAGAGCGCAGAUUACAUGAACCUGCACUUCAAGGUCAAGUGGCUAUACAACGAGUACUGCAGAGACCUGACCUUCUUUAAGAGCCGUGUGCCUGAGUACCCGGCGUGGUUCGAGCCAUUUGUCAUCCAGUGGUUGGACGAGAACGAGGAAGUGUCUCGAGACUUCCUGCAUGGUGCACUGGAGAGGGACAAAAAGGACGGGUUCCAGGUGACUUCGGAGCAUGCUCUGUUCUCCUGCUCCGUGGUGGAUGUCUUCUCUCAGCUCAACCAGAGCUUUGAGAUCAUCCGCAAGCUGGAGUGUCCCGACCCCCAGAUCAUAGGCAACUGCAUGAAACGCUUCGCCAAGACAAUUGGCAAUGUUCUCAUAUCCUACUCGGACAUUAUCUCCAAGUGCUUUGCUAACUACGUCAACAUGGAGAAAGUGCCAUGCAUCCUGAUCAACAACAUCCAGCAGCUCAGAGUUCAACUGGAGAGGAUGUUUGAGGCCAUGGGAGGAAAGGAUCUGUGCAAGGAGGCCAGUGACUUCCUGAAAGACCUGCAGUUGAAGCUAAACACUGUGAUGGAUGAUCUCAGCAGGAUCUUUUCUGUCAGUUUUCAGCCACAGAUUGAAGACAAUGUGAAGCAAAUGGGAGACAUCCUUGGCCAGGUGAAGGGGACCAACGUGGGAGCUAACAACUGCAGCAGUGUGGCCCAGGAUGCUGACAAAGUUCUGGAGCCUAUCAUGGAUUUCCUGGACAGCAACCUGACACUGUUUGCGAAGAUCUGUGAAAAGACGGUGCUGAAACGUGUUCUGAAGGAGCUGUGGAAACUGGUGAUGAACACUAUGGAGAGGACCAUCGUCCUGCCCCCUCUCACCGACCAGACGAUGAUUGGAACUCAGCUCAUCUCCAACGCUGCCAAGCAGCUGGGACAGCUCUCCAAGAUAAAGGAGCACAUGGGUCGUGAGGAGGCCAAAGCCCUGUCCCCUAAACAGUGUGCUGUGAUAGAACUGGCCCUGGACACCAUCAAGCAAUACUUCCAUGCUGGAGGGGUGGGUCUGAAAAAGACCUUCCUGGAGAAGAGUCCUGACCUGUUGUCUCUACACUACGCCCUGUCCCUCUACACCCAGGCCACAGACAAACUCAUCAAGACCUUUGUUUCAUCUCAGAUCGCACAAGGCUCUGGUGUGGAAGACGCCGUGGGAGAGGUGUCUAUCCACGUGGAGAUCUUCACCCACCCCAACACUGGAGAGCACAAGGUCACCGUCAAAGUGGUGGCAGCCAAUGACCUGAGGUGGCAGACCACAGGGGUGUUCCGUCCCUUCGUUGAGAUCUACAUCAUUGGUCCUCAUCUAGCUGACAAGAAGAGGAAGUACGCCACCAAAUCCAAGAACAACAGCUACGCCCCCAAAUACAGCGAAACGUUCACAUACGCCCUCAGUAACGAGGUGGGCACAGAGUGUUACGAGCUGCAGGUGUGUGUGAAGGACUACUGCUUCGCCCGGGAGGACCGUACCGUGGGCAUAGCCGUAAUGCAGUUGAAGGACAUGUCUUCUAGGGGCAGCGUAGCGUGCUGGCUCCCCCUGGGGAAGAGGGUCCACAUGGACGAGACGGGCCUCACCGUCCUCCGCAUCCUGUCCCAGCGCAACAACGACGACGUGGCAAAGGAGUUUGUCAAACUCAAGUCAGAUCAGCGCUCUCCCGAGGAGGGCUGAGGAUGAGAAGUCUUUAUUCGCUCAGCGCCAUCUACAGGCUAGGAAGUCCUUAUGCGGACUGACUGCAAGCCAAACUACUGCCCUGAUUUUUGAGUGUUGGUGAAGCACAGAGAAACAGUUCUUUACUAUAGUACUGUUCAUACAUCUUAUUGAAGAGGACAUGUGAUACCUUCUACAGGCAUUUUCCUGGUUGUCUUGAAAGCACCAAUAUCUUUAUUAUGAAUAUAAUGAAUCAUGUAAUUUUGCAUACAUAUAUUCAUAAACACAACAAACUCACAAAACAGACCAACUUACUACAACACAUUCACACAAAGAGAGUUUAAAGGGAUAGUUUGGGAUUUUAUCUACUUUCCCAGAGUCAGAUGAACUCGUGGAUACCAUUUGUAUGUCUCUGUGUCCAGUAUGAAGGCAACUAGAGGUAGUUUCGCGAGCCAGUGCUAAAUAGCUUAGCACCAAGACUUGAAUUCCUCGUGUGGAAUUAGUCGAGGAGACAGCGCGAAGAUUUCACGUCUUUGUGCUAACCUAGCGCUAACACUAGUUAGAAGUGGCUUGCGAAAUUACCUCUAACUUCCUUCAUACGGGACGCAGAGACAUAAUGGUAUCCGCUAGUUCAUCUGACUCUUACGAAGUAGAUGAAGGGCUGCAUUGCCAAAAUCCUGAACUAUCCCUUGAUAGAGUAUAUUGUCUUCCUUUAUCUCUCCCUCUCUCCAUUUCUCAUAGCAUGGGUCAUGUCUAUUUGUGACCUUCCAAUCACACAUUUGAACUAGAUUCUGCCAAUAUUGACUAGUUCCAUGCAUAGGUAUCUAAAUGGUCCUGGAGAUCAAGAUCUUGUAGCCUUGACCUCUCGUCUAUUACUUACUGUAUAUUACCUGCCCUUUCACUUCCUUUAUCUAGACUAGUGCCAAAGAAUCAAUAAAUAACAUUAUGUCAAGUCAAGCCCCAAGCACAAGUUAACAGGACCAACUGUGUACAGCAGACCAUCAGGCUUUUAGGCCUCAUCCAUUCCAAAGAGUAAGGUUUACACAGACUGGUUUAUGAUAGUAUUUCUAUGUGUUUUGGACCUUUCUUAAUUCCCCUGUGGAGUUUUCUAUAGGAGAGCAGGCUGGACUAAAUAUAGAUUGAAAUGUUUAUAUAUAUUAUAUAGAGAUAUUAUCAGUCAAUUUAUGAUAUAUUUAAAGACCUAUAUGAAGACUUUGAACUUGAAAGAGUGUCCCUGUUUGUGUCGCAGUUUAUAAGUCUGUUUGUCUACCCUGUUACAGAGCACACUGCCUGAAACCCUCAAAUGCCUUGUCCUGUAAAACCUGUUGUCUGUCUUCAGUACAAAGUGUGAGCAACCUGAUGAAGACAAGCCUCGGAGCACUGUGAUUCAUCAGUGUGUGUGUGUGUGUGUUUGAGAGAAAGAAAUGAGUGAGUGUGUGUAUAUACUGUUUAUGUGUGUCAUAUUACACCAGUGACAUAAUGUAGACACCAGUGUUCCCUGCUUGUGUAAGUGUGUUAAUCACAGAAAGCCAUUGAGAGGAGAGAACACGAUACAGUGGAAGAAUGCGUAUUCUAUAGUAUAUUUUGUUUCUUUGAGAAUUUCCUAAGUGUCUUUGACUUCGGGGAAUGAAAGUAAAGCAAUUUUGGGAAGGUUUAUUGAUCGUAAAACAUCACGUGUGUGAACAGAUCUCCAUUCGUUUGCCUUGGAAAACAGCCACCUCCUCUCUCUCCUUCAACCUCUCUGAUCGAUAUGUGUCAGUGUGGAGGAGAGCAUUUAGAGACUAAAUACAGAUACGUUUCUUACCGCUUGCGUUGCCAUAGCAACCUCUUGUCAAAUGAUGAUGUCAGGCCACACGUGACCCCCACAGUCUCUUUCUUCCCCUCUGCUGGGGCAGGCACACAUAACGUAGACAUGACCACAUUUACCUAAAAUGGCCUCUUACCAGGCUGUCUGGUCCUAGUUUUGUGCACACGGGGUCUGUUCACAAGGGCUAUAGUACCAGUCCUGCCCACUCCAGUGAGACUUUGCUAUAGAUAGUGACUGAGAUCGCUUUGUGGGAACAGGACCAGUGUCUAGGGCUGUGUAUGUGAACACUUGCAGUCUUUUGUUCAUGGCGCUCACAUUUAGAAGCAGCACAUGGAAGGCUAUUCAGCACAGGGAACCCUUGGAGGUGUAGUAGCUCAUAUUGACCAUGCUGUAUCUAGUGCCAUUCCAGGACCUCCACCUGAAUCCUUUAUUAUUGAUGAAUCUGCCUGGAGGAGGUUGAGGCUGCAGAAGAGGAAUGUAUGUAUUCCUGUGAUGUCAUGAUUGGCUUAUAUUAUGACUGUGAUUGUAAUGACAGGUCUCUCUGAUCUCCCCCUCCUCUUCCCUCUACAGCCCACUGUACUGCCUUAUCUUACCUCUACAGCCCACUGUACUGCCUCCUC
Messenger RNA from Oncorhynchus tshawytscha (Chinook salmon), 8993 nucleotides. Its product is annotated as protein unc-13 homolog A-like. The transcript has 42 exons. NCBI's taxonomy places the organism in Eukaryota, Metazoa, Chordata, Actinopteri, Salmoniformes, Salmonidae. Gene Ontology annotation, molecular function: phospholipid binding; syntaxin-1 binding; calmodulin binding. Gene Ontology annotation, cellular component: plasma membrane; neuromuscular junction; presynaptic membrane. Bases 1338 to 6587 code for a protein of 1749 amino acids. The record is from RefSeq and is a predicted model, not a curated record. Gene Ontology annotation, biological process: neuromuscular junction development; synaptic vesicle maturation; synaptic transmission, glutamatergic.